UGCCGAAACUCUGAGCAGCUGUCAGUGCUCCGGACAGAGCGUCACGGCGAGCAGGAGGCUUAAAGGGCUGCAGAUUAACAUGCAGCUCAGAGACGAUGGUCCUUGUUUCAGCACACUGCGUGCCUGCUCUUUAGCAUUCUGCGUUCGAUCGGCGAGACGGAACUUUUCUUGACUGUUUUCACCGCGCAGCCGACGGCGCAGCGUCGCCCGCUUCGCUCGGUCCAUCCGACUUGUCCAGACAUGAGUACCGUUAAUCUGAUUUUUUGGGACCAGUUGCAGGCUGGCAGCUCCGAGGUGGACUGGUGUGAAGGCAAUUACCUGAUCUACCCCGGCAUCGCUGAAUUCUACAACACGAUCAGCAACAUUUUGUUUUUUGUGCUGCCUCCCAUAUUAAUGUGGUUGUUCCGCCAAUACGCAACACAUUUCAACAGUGGGAUUUACCUCAUAUGGAUUCUUCUAGUUGUGGUUGGUAUCGGAUCAACGUAUUUCCACGCCACCCUCAGCUUCCUGGGCCAGAUGUUGGACGAGCUGGCCAUCUUAUGGGUGCUCAUGUGUGCCAUUGCCAUGUGGUUUCCCAAGAGGUACCUACCCAGGAUGUUCAGGAGGGAUCGGUCGCGGUUCAAAGUGGUCAUCGGCAUCUUGUCGGGCAUCACCACGGGCCUGGCCUUCGUCAAACCUGUUGUCAACUCCCUGUCACUCAUGACUCUGGGCAUCCCCUGCACCGCGCUGCUCAUCACUGAGCUUAAAAGGUGUGAAAACCCACGCGUCUUCAAGCUGGGCCUGGUCUCGGGGAUCUGGUGGGCGCUGGCUCUGCUUUGCUGGAUCAGUGACAGGAUCUUUUGUGAAAUGUGGUCGUCCGUCAACUUUCCCUAUUUGCACUGUGCCUGGCACAUUUUAAUUUGUCUGGCCUCCUACUUGGGCUGCGUGUGCUUCGCCUACUUUGAUGUCGCAACCGAGGCCCCUGAGCGAGGACCCGUCAUCAUGUUCUGGCCCAAUGAGAGGUGGGCCUUCAUCGGCGUACCCUACGUCUCCCUGCUCUGCGUCCACAAGAAGUCCACUGUCAAGGUGACCUAAAGUGCCGGAGUCUGUUUCUAGACUGUUCAACAGGACGUAUCUGAGCAAUGUGAUGACGGCGUGCACCUCCCGGCGCCUCGCGUCCGUGGCUCAGGUUGCGUCCACCGGUGCUUUUCGAUGUAGGUGACAACUGAGUGUGAGGGUUAGAUUUCUAUGCCUCGGUCCGGGCGGAAAGUCAUUCAUGGCAAGGAUGUUGACACAAAACACAGUGUGAAACCCAAGAAACCUUUAGCGUGUGACAAACCCGUUCUCAGGCUUUUGCAUGAGAAAGAUCAUGUAAUGGUAAAAGUAUUAGUAUUCCACACGUCAGGCGGCUUUUUCUACAACUCAAAACCCCAAGAACCUCAGUAUAUUGCCUUCCCAGCCAGGAACACUCAUCAAGUGUGACGCAGAGUACAAUAAAAGUCAAAGAAUCAAACAGCUGGUUAAUGCUAAUGAAGUGUUAGAAGCUCAUUCACACAAAGCCUUACUGUAAGUCUCAUGUAAGAGACUACAUGAUGGAUUCAUGCCGAUGCACCACAGCUCAGAGACAUGGAGAAGCACCUGUUUCUAUCAUGGGUGCUGUGUUUACGUCUAGCAUGCUGCUGUGAUUGUCAAAGGUAGUACACAAAAUGUGUAGUAGAUUUCUGUAUAUAUUUUGAUAAUGUAAUCCACAGUUAUUUUAUGAAACUAACAUAGUAUUGUAUGAAUAGGUGUUGAUAUUUGCCAAAACCAAAAUGAAGCAGAAUGUAAAAACCAGAUGGUUUUAAAAAAAGCCUGAUCGAUCAACAAAUAAUUAGUGUUUUCAUUACGUACAGUAUGUUUUCCAUGAUCUAUGUUCUUUGGGGUUAUGUGGGCCAUACUCAGUAUUUUAGAUUUUGUUUAAAUUUUUCCUGAAAAAAGGUUUUAUUAAACAGGAAGAGGGAAUUUGAUUUGAUUAGCUUUGUAUAUUUAACAGUUUCCUUCAAACAGGUGCAAUCAUCAGGUGCGAUCAUGUCGUUAAGCUCAUAAGUUAAACCUAUUAGUGUUCGUCUGAUUAAAAACAGCAGUUUCUGUAUGAUGAUUUAAAAGGGAAGCUUUUUUGCUGCAAAGCAAAAGCACCAAGUCUAAAAAUUCAAAGAGUGCCUAAACUCUUUUACGUUAUUGUUUCACAUGUUGUUAGGAGCUGCUCACACUGCAGAGCAGCAAAGCCAAGUGAGGGGUUACAAUGACAUUUGUCCCACAUUCCCAAGUGGUAUUUGAUAUAUGAAGUUUUGUUGAAGCCAAAAGAAUUUGUAUUUUUAUAAUUGAAGGUGCAGCCAAAAGUGAAGGAACUGCAUUAUUUUAUAUUGAAACGUUGCUAAAUUUGUAUUUGCCAAAUAGUAGUGUUUGUUUUUAUUGUGUCAUCGUGAAAAACGACACUGACUCUUUGGACAAAGUAGUUGUAGAGUUUUAGCUGUUCAUGGUUUGAACUACAAAUCAUCAGUGUCAUACAUCAGAUUAUGAAGUCGGUUGCUUGUAUUAUGCACCGGAUUUGUGUGAGAACAAUCUGCUUAUUUCACACCGUGUUCCUCUUGGCAUGAGGUAUGAUAAUGACGUCAUCAUGGCGAGGUGUGAUUUUAUGAACUGAAAUGUGUAUGGAAAUCUCUUUCGCUUGUAUUGACAAUACAAAUACGCACAAAGUAUUUAUUUUGAUAAUUUAUCUUGUUUUCUAAGCAAAUCCUUGAGGUAUAAUAGUGUUUGUACUGUAUUUUCUGCAAUAAACAACAACCAGUAUGCAAAACAA
Messenger RNA from Betta splendens (Siamese fighting fish), 2818 nucleotides. It is a transcript of the gene acer2, whose product is annotated as alkaline ceramidase 2. The transcript is spliced from 6 exons. The record is from RefSeq and is a predicted model, not a curated record. Bases 241 to 1074 code for a protein of 277 amino acids. Gene Ontology annotation, molecular function: hydrolase activity, acting on carbon-nitrogen (but not peptide) bonds, in linear amides. Gene Ontology annotation, biological process: ceramide metabolic process. Gene Ontology annotation, cellular component: membrane. Lineage: Eukaryota; Metazoa; Chordata; Actinopteri; Anabantiformes; Osphronemidae.